AUGAAUCCUGAAUCGGUGCUGAGGGCAGGGAAACUAUUCCAAACUUCCUAUGGUGGAGAUGGUGUGGAUUUUAUCGAUCAGCUCAACUAUCAGUACACCGGAGGUCUAAUGGUGAUAUUCAUUGCGAUCAUCGGCGUUCGACAAUAUGUGGGUAAGCCACCAUCCUUACUUCUAUCAACCUUCCUCGACCUCCACCUCGCGUGGCUUUUCUACCUCUAG
This is a messenger RNA of Hydatigera taeniaeformis, 219 nucleotides long. The record is from the annotation of a GenBank genome assembly. Lineage: Eukaryota; Metazoa; Platyhelminthes; Cestoda; Cyclophyllidea; Taeniidae.